AGCGCACAACCCUAAUCCAUCUCCUGAUCUCCAGAUCUCCAUUGCUUCUUGUAUGCACCGACAUGCAUUCCAGGAAAAACCCCACAUGAUCUGCACUCCCGCAGCAGUCUUUCCGUAGUUCCCACACAUGACGUCACCAGGCCUGAGUUACGUAGUGUGUGAUGCGGUACUGGGAUGUGGCUUAAGCUGAUUUCCGUAGAUAGUUGGCAUGGAUUAGAUAAGAGUGCGGGGUCAUCUUGUGUUUGUUUGUUUAGCUAACAUGAACGUCUGUCGAAGACUAAGAAAGCAUCAAUCACCAUCCUCAACAAGAAGAGUGUAGAAGUAAGUUCUUACCGAGAACAGAAACCGCCGCCAUCAUGUCCUAUAUCGACACCAUCCUCUCCAUCACGUCAAGCAGCUGUCCAGACCCCUACGUCCUACUCGACAAGGGCACAUAUUACAUGACCUUCACGUCGGGUGGACACGUCGAGCUCUGGUCCGCCGACAGCCUGUUCGAAUUCGAAAAACGCUGCACCAAGAGCGUCAUCUGGCGCCCACCCCCAGACACAGACUGUUCGUCGGCCGUGUGGGCCCCGGAGCUGCAUGCCAUCCACGGAAGAUGGUAUGUGUACUUUUCGGCGAACCACCCGCAGGUCGGCAAUAGUGGGCACAGAAUGUUCGUCCUCGAGGGCCCGUCUUCGGACGAGAAUCCGCUAGAGCCAGAGAAGUGGAAGUUCCACAGCAAGUUGGCGGGCAUGCCCGACAACCAGUGGGCCAUUGAUGGCACCGUUGUCACGCUGAUGGGCGGCAUGUACUUUGUGUACUCUGGGUGGCCACUCGGCGGCUCCACGAAGGACGAGUCGCGACAGGAGCUGUACAUUGCCGAGAUGGCGGGGCCGACGGAGCUCAGAGGCCAGCCUGUCCGUAUCAGCACGCCCGAUAUGAAGUUUGAAUUCAGCGGCAACAGCGGAAUCAACGAGGGUCCGCAGUUCCUGUCCUCGCCCGACGGCAGAUGGUCCGGUAUCGUGUACUCUUGCGCUGGCAGCUGGACUUCUGAGUACAAGAUGAACAUCCUGUACCACACGGGCGGAAACCCGCUGGAUCCUACCUCGUGGGCUAAGAGUAACCACCCCUUACUCCAGGCGUCACGCGAUGAAACACCCCCCUACGGCCCAGGGCACGGCAACUUCGUCCUCAUCGACGGCGCGGGCGGGAUAGAAGUCUGGGGCGUGUUCCAUGCCACAGAUGCGAAGACGGGCUGGGAGGGCCGCCGAGCGCGUAUCAUGCGUGUGGGCUGGGAGGGCGGCGGACCGUUCAUGGGCAAUGGCGAGUGCGGCCGGUGCUGCGAGAGUGUUGUUCAUUUCUGCCAUGGGUGCCCUGGAGAUGGGUGUGGAGGCCAAGGACACUGCGGCGGCGCGGGAUGUGGUGCGAGGGAGUUUGUCAGCGGCAAUUCGACAGGGGAGCAUGGUGGUGGGUUUGGAGGUGGUAGCAGGGAUAAUCUGAAGAGGGACAUGAAGAACUUUUUGAACGAGGGGAAGGGCGCGUUUAAAAAUUUCCUUAAGUAGGGAGCUAGUCUUGGAAUGGGAGGAGUGAGGUGGAGGAGACAGGUUGGUGUAACUCUUGAAAUAAGUCGAAUUCUUCAAGCUCAACUC
Messenger RNA from Dothidotthia symphoricarpi CBS 119687, 1631 nucleotides. Its product is annotated as glycoside hydrolase family 43 protein. The record is from RefSeq and is a predicted model, not a curated record. Gene Ontology annotation, biological process: carbohydrate metabolic process. Gene Ontology annotation, molecular function: hydrolase activity, hydrolyzing O-glycosyl compounds. Lineage: Eukaryota; Fungi; Ascomycota; Dothideomycetes; Pleosporales; Dothidotthiaceae. The transcript has a single exon. Bases 357 to 1544 code for a protein of 395 amino acids.